AGGGAGGGAGUAAAAAGAAACGCCAUUAGCAAAAGCCCGAGGAGACAGUUUGGGAUACUUAACUUGGGGGUAGUUCUCUGGGAUUUUCCUCCAGCAUACGAAGUAGCUACAUGAUAUACAGGAGAAGAAUAACGGAACAUUAAAGCGUAGGAACUACGAACGGAUUUCUUGGUGUUGGGUUUUGUCUGAGAAGGAUGGCGCUGGACGGUAUACGAAUGCCUGAUGGCUGCUAUGCUGACGGGACUUGGGAAUUGAAGAUGCACGUGACCGACCUCCAUAGGGACGUGUCGCUGCGGGUGACCGGCGAAAUUCACAUCGGCGGGGUCAUGCUGAAACUCGUAGAAAAACUCGAUGUGAAGAAGGACUGGUCGGACCACGCCCUGUGGUGGGAGAAGAAGAAGACCUGGCUGCUGAAGACGCACUGGACGCUGGACAAGUACGGCAUCCAGGCGGACGCCCGGCUCCUCUUCACCCCCCAACACAAGCUGCUGCGCCUGCAGCUGCCCAACAUGAAGCACAUGAAGGUCAAGGUCAACUUCUCCGACCGCGUCUUCAAGGCCGUGUCCGACAUCUGCAAGACCUUCAAUAUCCGUCACCCCGAGGAACUGUCCCUACUCCGCAAACCACGGGACCCCAAAAAGAAGAAGAAGAAGCUGGAGGACGCGGAGGAAGAGGAGGCCCUGGAAAUGGAGGGGCCUCUGCUCACCCCUGGAUCAGCCUCUGAGGUUAUAUACAUCGGACCUGUCAAAGGGAGCAUCUACUCCAGCCCCGGGCUCUACAGCAAAACCAUGACCCCCACCUACGACUCUCGCGACGGGAGUCCCCUGUCCCCCACCUCGGCCUGGUUCGGGGACAGCCCCCUGUCCGAGGGCAAUCCCAGCAUCCUCGCCGUCAGCCAGCCAAUCUCCAGCCCUGACAUCCUGGUCAAACUCUACAAGCCUCAGAGCCUCCUGGAUAAGGCCAAGAUCAACCAGGGGUGGCUGGACUCCUCCAGAUCUCUGAUGGAGCAGGACGUGAAAGAGAACGAGGUGCUGCUCCUGCGGUUCAAGUAUCACAGCUUCUUCGACCUCAACCCCAAGUAUGACGCCAUCCGGGUGAACCAGCUCUACGAGCAGGCCAAGUGGGCCAUCCUGCUGGAGGAGAUCGAGUGCACCGAGGAGGAGAUGAUGAUGUUCGCCGCCCUGCAGUACCACAUCAACAAGCUGUCCAUCAUGUCGUCGGACAACCACAUGAACAACAGCGAGAAGGAGGUGGACGAGGUGGACGCCGCCCUCUCCGACCUGGAGAUCACUCUGGAGGGAGGGAAGACCUCCAACACGCUGGGUGACAUCACGUCCAUUCCGGAACUUGCUGACUAUGUGAAAGUAUUCAAGCCAAAGAAACUGACGCUAAAGGGCUAUAAACAGUACUGGUGCACGUUCAAGGACAUCACGAUUUCCUGCUACAAGAGCAAAGAGGAAGCCCACGGGACCCCUGCCCACCAAAUGAAUCUGAGAGGUUGUGAGGUGACACCAGACGUCAACAUCUCCGGUCAGAAAUUCAACAUCAAGUUGCUAAUCCCUGUGGCCGAGGGCAUGAACGAGAUCUGGCUGCGGUGUGACAUGGAGAAGCAGUACGCCCACUGGAUGGCGGCCUGCCGCCUGGCCUCCAAAGGGAAGACCAUGGCGGACAGCUCCUACAACCUGGAGGUGCAGAACAUCCUGUCCUUCCUCAAGAUGCAGCACAUGAACCCCGACCCGCCCUUCAUCGCCGAGCCCAUCAACACCGACAUCAACCCCGAGUGCCUGGUGUCGCCGCGGUACCUCAAGAAGUACAAGAACAAACAGCCUGGCUCUAUAAGGGACUUGAUCACCGCCCGGAUCCUGGAGGCUCACCAGAACGUGGCCCAGAUGAGCCUGAUCGAGGCCAAGAUGCGCUUCAUCCAGGCCUGGCAGUCGCUGCCAGAAUUCGGGAUCACACACUUCCUGGCCAAGUUCCACGGUGUGAAGAGGGAAGAGCUGAUCGGGAUCACCUACAACAGGCUGAUCCGCAUGGACCCCGGCACCGGCGACGCCAUCAAGACCUGGCGCUUCAGCAACAUGAAGCAGUGGAACGUCAACUGGGAGAUAAAGAUGGUGACGGUGGAGUUCGCCGACGAGCCCAGCAUCUCCUUCGUCUGCGCAGAGGUGGACUGCAAGGUGGUGCACGAGUUCAUCGGGGGCUACAUCUUCCUGUCCACGCGGGCCAAGGACCAGAACGAGAGUCUGGACGAGGAGAUGUUCUACAAGCUGACCAGCGGCUGGAUCUGACCCGCUCUCCAGCGGGUGGAAGCCGGGGUUCG
This is a messenger RNA of Anguilla anguilla (European eel), 2320 nucleotides long. RefSeq names its product fermitin family member 2 (gene fermt2). Gene Ontology annotation, cellular component: focal adhesion; extrinsic component of cytoplasmic side of plasma membrane. The record is from RefSeq and is a predicted model, not a curated record. NCBI's taxonomy places the organism in Eukaryota, Metazoa, Chordata, Actinopteri, Anguilliformes, Anguillidae. The coding region runs from base 195 to 2288 and encodes 697 amino acids. The transcript has 17 exons. Gene Ontology annotation, molecular function: integrin binding. Gene Ontology annotation, biological process: cell-matrix adhesion; integrin-mediated signaling pathway.